This is a messenger RNA of Podarcis lilfordi (Lilford's wall lizard), 19885 nucleotides long. The record is from the annotation of a GenBank genome assembly. NCBI's taxonomy places the organism in Eukaryota, Metazoa, Chordata, Lepidosauria, Squamata, Lacertidae.
CUCCUUUGGACACUCGCGAGAGCUGCCCGCUGUCAGCUACAGCAGCGGUACCUCUCGCGAGACUUACGCCUAAGGAGGCGGGCGGGAAGGCUGAGUGGCAGCUCGCGGAGGGAGCCGGAGGCGGUGGCCAAGAUGGCGUCGGAGGGUGACUUGGGCAGGAAGUGGGACCGGUGCUUGGCUGACUCCGCCGUCAAGCUGGGUAAGGGGGCGAGGGUGGGAGCUGUGGAAUAGGGAGCGGGAGGGGGCUCGCCCUGUGUUUACGGUGUGGUGCUGAGGGGGAAGGAAGACCUGGGUUAAGGAAGGGACAGCCCUUGCUCUAAGGCCCUACUCAGGUUAUCCUCGCCUGGCGUGAGGCCUCGUGCAUUUAGCAGCUAUGUCCUUAGGAUUCAAGGGUCGGUGCCUGGCUUGCCAAUAAAUCGUCGUGCUUCAGGGAUAAGUUAUUUAUGCACGCACGCAGUUUUCAAAGGCAUUUUUUAAAAGGAGUUGCAAUGCAUCCAAAACAUUGCAACCCACUUAAAAAAACACACCAAAUUCUUAAAUACGGCAGCCUGCUUUUCAAAAGCAAUCGCAGGGAGUAUAUAUAUAUAUAUAAAAUAUCUUGCCCCCCUCAUCGCAGACCUUUCUUCCUGAAAGGAGGGGAGGGAACUCUGUUGCAACAGAAAAAUAAAUAUCUGCCUUGCUUUCCACCGGAUCCUGCCUCCAUUCAUUCUUCUCUGACCGAUCAUGGACUUAGGGGACUCUGAGUCCCAUGGGGAGUUGGGCAGCAAGUUUUUACAUCAAUUUCAAAAGUUUCCCCAAAAGCAAUUUUGAAGCCCACCCAAACCCUGCAGUUGACUUCUCAGGAGCCAGUCUUCAGAAGGUGCAACCCCCUAUAUUGUGUUGUUUGCUGCUGCCUUGAGGAGAUAACAGUGUUCAGAAAUAUUGUGAAUAAAACUGCCAGUGUUUGUAGCUGCUUUAUGGGGGGGUCCAUGGUGCUGUGUCCCUAUUUUUGUCUGGGAAAUGUGGUAUAGUAUAGAGCUGACCCUGGCAGCUAUGUUAUCCACUUGGACCAUACAGUGCUAUCCUUCAAACGGCCUGUCACUGGAGACAGUCAAAGUUUGUGUGUAGGAACUGAAUAGCUGUGGAGCCACCAAUAAUGUUUCAUUGUGUUUUGUCUGCUGAAUAGCUUUCGCUGCAGUUAAACUUCUAAAAUGCAGGAUUAUCUUCUUCAGCAGUAACAAGAAUCAUGCUGUCUGGGUGUGUUUAAAGGUCUAGUGCAGGCAUAGUUCAUUGGUUGAGCGCCUGUUUUGCAUGGCAGACAUCACAUGUUCAAUUCCCAGCACAUCCAUAUAAAAGGAUUGUAGGUGAGCCAGUCUGGGAAAGACUUUGAGCUUCUGCCGCUUGCAAGAGUGGGCGGUAACGUUCAAUUACAAAAUAACAGCAAUAUAUGUAUCGCUUCUGUAAUAUUUAGCCGUUUGAACACACCAUCACAGCAGUUGUUGUAUCAGUCCUGUAUGGUGGCGGUGCGGAUAAUGCUGUAAGAGUGAUUUGCCUAAAGCCACCUGGUUUGCCCUUGGGCUUGGCAGAGGUGAAAUCAAAACUAAUAACUGUAGAUCUGUGGUGUUAUAUUUUAGCCACCACUCCCAAUUCCUAGUUGAUGGGGCCAUUGCAGGUUAUUGAUGGUAGGGGGUGGGUUCACUUCCAACCACAUUGGUGCCCCGGCUUUCCUAUAUUUAUUUUAUUUGUUGCAUUGCAUUUAUAUCCCAUCUUUUUCUCCAAGGAGCUCACAUUGACAUACAUACCAGCCCCCAUUUAAUCCUCACAACAACCUUGUGUGAGGUAGGUUAGUCUGAGAGGCAGUGACUGGCCCAAGGUCACCCAGUGAGCUUCAUGACUGAGUGGGGAUUUGAACCCCUCUGACACUGAACAACCAGGCUGUCUUUGACAAAGGUUUUGCAGGGGAUACACUGUAUGACUAAAGUUGGAGGAUUCUUUGUGAUGUAUGAGAGAUAGACCCCCUGUCUCACAGUGACAAAUCAUUUUGCUACCUAGUAGUCACCAUUCACAGAGCUUUCAGAAUUUCACCUAACAUUCUCUUGUUGUAAUGCUUUACAACAAGCCUGUGAGGUAGUCCAGUGUUAUCCCAAUAUUGCAGUUUUGGGGGUGAAAGGGGAGUUGCUUUUCUAAGGUCACCUAACAAUAACAAGUUUACUGCAAGUGUGAAGUUUGAUCUGGGGGACACACCUACCUACUGGGGAGAGGUUUUCCCCAUGGAGUUUCUGCCUGACCCACACCUGUUAAACCUGCACAUCUGUCAAACAAAAAGGUGACCACCUGAGGCACAGGAAUGGGAAGACAUCCAAUGUGAAUGGGUUGUAUGUGAGUUCUACUAGAGUAAACCCAUUGAAAUUAAUAACUGUGACUAACCAAGUUCACUUAUUUCAGGGGGCCUACUCUGAGUAGAACUUAGUUUGCAGGAGACUGAGGUGUUGAUGAGAAUUUGGGAAUUCUUCUGCUGUGUGAUGUGAGGAGGAACCUGCCUAACUGAGAUCCAUGUUGGUGCAGUAGACGGUGUGUAUGUUGGAUUUCUGCUGGGAAGAUCUGGGUUCAAAUACCAACUCAGCUAUGAAGUUCUGCCUUGGGCGGAUCGCAUUUAGCCUAACCCAUCUCACAGUAGGUGAUAGAGAAGGCAGUUGCUCUCGUAUCCUGCUUAUAGGCCUUUGGUAGGCCUCUGUGAGAACAGGAUGCCGUACUAGUUGGGCCGUGGCCUGAUCCAGCAGUCAGUUCUACUGAUGGCUGUGAAAUGGAGACCUGAAGGGGUGGGUCUUUGUUGAGACACAAGGAAGCAAUAGUUGGGAAUAGCUGAACUUAAUUACUAGCUUAGUACAAGCAGAGAAUGAGUUCAGACUAAUGUGGAAAAUUGAUUCCCCACCAGCCCCUUCUUGCCUCUGGUUCCUAUCACCUCCAUCUUGUCAAAAGGUUUUCUUAGCUUGGCUGCCUCUUGGGAUUUCUUUCCAGUCUUUGACCUGCCCUGCAAAGCUAUUACUGUCUUUAGGACCUGUGUGAUCGUAUUAAUCCCAGCCAAAUUAAAAUAUUUCCCCUUCCUUGAGCACUUAGGAAGUUUGUGAACAUUCUAUGCCAUCAUGUCAGCUCAGCCAAUCUGCAUUGGAAGCCACAAAUUCUAUAUAAUAAGUGUCCUUCGCCCAAUCUUUGGCGUGCUCAUAUCCAGGCUUGGUUAUGCUUUGGGGGUCACUAAGUUGAUUUGUUUUUGUUGUCACUGAUGAGCAUUAGUGAAAAGAGGUUGGGACUUUGCCCUCUUUCCCAAAGUUGGAGGGUGGCCGCCCCCCGAUGUGUCUUGAUUCUCCUGCACUCCUACACCGAAAACCUCGCAUGAACCCCUUUGAAAUGAGAGUUAUGCAACAUGUUCCCAGUAAUAUUGUGCCCAGAGUUGGCUGCGGUUUUGAGGUUUCUGUUUGCAGCCAACUCCCCCGUUCCCAUACCGGGAGAAAGUGCUUUUAAGUUUUGUGUUAUAAGACUUGUUUACAUGCAAGUGGAGUGGGUAAGAAGAGCAAGAAGAAAUAACAAUGAUCCAGUUUGAAUUGCAAAUGAGUUAAUAAUCGGAUUUGUGCUUGCUGUUGCAAUUUUCUUCUCCUCUGGCUUCUUCUGGGUAGGUAUUAAUUUGAUUUUAAAUGAGCAGGUGUCUCAUGCUUCGUAAGAGGGAUUGAGGAUGUGAUAAGAAGGUUUCUGGGUUGAUAAACAACCUAAGUAGAAUCUUGCUGGAUCAGGCUAAAGAGAAACCAUCUCUGGUCCAGCAUCCUGUUCAUAGCAGUGGCCCACUAGAUGCCUCCAAAAAGCCCACAAGGAGAGUAUGGAGGCAUCGGCUAUCCUUAGGAAGAUAGAAAGCUGCCUUCUUCCAAAACAGAGCAUUGGUCCAUCUAGCACAGUAUACUGACUGUCACAUCAGGGUCUCAGACAGGACUCUUUUCCAUUCCUCUUGGAGAUUUGAACCCAGGACCUUCUGAAUGCAAAGCGGGUACCCCACCACUGAACUAUGGCCCUUCUUUUAGAACACAUAGGAAGCUGCCUUUGACUGAGUCAACUGCUUUAUCUAGGGUAGUGCUGUCCAUGUUGACUGACAGCAGCUCUCCAAGAUUUCAGACGGAACAUUCCCAGCCUACCUGGAGAUGAUGGGAAUUGAACCUGGGGCCUUCUGCGUACAGUACAGGUGCUCUUCCACUGAACUGUGGCCCAUGUUUGUCCCUAGCACCUGACAGUCAUAGGUAAAUUGCAUCGGAAGAUGGAGGGACAGUUUAGUGGUUGAUAAGACUUCCCCUUCAUGAAGUUGUUGUAAUCCUCUCAUAAACCAUCUACAAAGUAUUGAUGGAUAUUGUCAGAGCUUAGAGCAAUUCCACAUUCAUUCUUCUUUAAAACAAAGCAUAAUCACACAACAAAGUGCCUGUGGGUCAGUGCCCAAAAUCCCCUAAGUGCCAGGCUCAUUUUGCAAUUGGCACAGGCCCAAUUGCGACCAUUUGGAGAUCUCUGGGUGCUUGGUGUCUGGCCCCUCCAGCUUUCUUAAGCAGGUAAGCAGAAGAGCUUAUAUAUUGCAUAUAUAUUCGUACUUCUGCAUCUUGAGAAGUGGGUUUGGUGAGCCUCUUUGUGCACAGCAAAUUUCAAGGCUGCUGAGUUAGAUGUGCAUGUGUGUAAGCUAUUGGGUUUCACAGAGUUCACAGUAAGGUGGAGCGAUGAAGACUUCUGUGAAAUGUGAGAGCUUGCAUCAAUGUGAAGCUGUCCCAUUUAAAAAGUCAGCAUUUGACUUGCCGGUAUUUGUGGCUGGUACUGCAGCUGUUCCUCCUACUACAAGGCAUUUGGUUUAACACCUUACUCCUCAUCCCCACCAGUAACCAAGCUUAAGUACUGCAUUUGCCUUUGUUUGCCCCUUGCUACCCACCCACCUCUUUUCUGUUUUUGCUGCAGACAGCUUGGGAAGAAGUAGCCUUUUGCAGAUCUUCAUAAAGAGACGUGCUAUCUUGAUGGUGUUUUAUAUCAAGGAUGGGGAACCUUUGGCCUUCUAAAUCAAGCUUCCUCAAAGUUGGCCCUCCAGAUGUUUUCGGCCUACAACUCCCAUGAUCCCUAGCUAGCAGAACCAGUGGUCAGGGAUGAUGGGAAUUGUAGUCUCAAAAACAUCUGGAGGGCCGAGUUUGAGGAAGCCUGCUCUAGAUGCUUCUUAACCACAACUCUCAUUACAUCCUUGCUGAGGCUGGGAGUUGUAGUUCAGUAACAUCCGCAGGGCCAAAACUUGCCCACACCGGUUCAAGAUGGAUCAGUAGUCUCACCUGGUAGAGUAUCUGAUAUAGUAACUAGCCAUGAUGGUUAUGUUCUGCCUUCACAGUCAGAGACAGCAGUACUUCUGAAUACUGGUUGAUUAGUCCACAGCAGUGGCAAACAGUCGGAUGAUCUUGCCUCUGUGUGAGGCUGCAAUAAUGAGGGAACCAUUGAGAGAUGGGGCCUGUUGUGCCAAUGAGGGAACCAUUCAGCAUCUGACGCUGUUGCCCUCGUCCUGCUUGAGGGUUUCCCACAGGCAUUGGCUUGGCCGCUGUGAGAACAGGAGCCUGGACUAGAUGCACCAUUGGCCUGAUCCUGCAGGCUCCUCUUAUGUCCUAUGCUCAUAAGCAGGGGAAAGAUCUUAGGUUUGUAGGCUGCCCUCACAAUAAACUGCUGCAGAGGAGCAUGUAGAUCCCCUGUCGGUGUGCAUGCCCCCAGCUCUUGCUUGAACUGAACACACGCCUUGUUCUGAGGAUUGCGCAAGGCAAUUGACUCAAUUUUUCCCAACCAAAGCCCUGCCAGAGGUUUCCCAGCGGGAGUUUCUCACCGCCUGCUUGAACUGGGCCAGAGUCGUGUUUAGGCACAGGCACUUGGCCCAGAGCGUGAAAGGGAGCAGUGAUGCUUAUUUCACAUGUAUCAGGAAUUAAUGACAUGUACGCACAGAGCCAGGGCCGCAGUUGCAGAGGUAAGCAUAAAUGAGCUUUGCCUAGUUGACAGUGGCAUUCCAAACCCACCAGGGCCCGCAUGAUUCUCUGGGAACACUUUCUGAUUUCCUUUUUUGCUGAAUCCAAACAUGCAGGCCUGAUAAAUCCUUAAGAUGUAAAGCCAUUUAUAAAUAAAAGUCCAUAUAGUUAUUCAACAAAUGUUAUUAGUUUUGUUUUUUAAAGCAAAACAUGACUUGCAAAAACUUCAGGAAAACAAACAACAAGGCAAUGAAACAAUUUUUUAUGAUUUCCCCAGAGUAUCCUGAAAAUACACUAUGAAAAUCUGUAUUCCCAUACAUAGAACGGUAUAUAUCUGUAAAACAUGUUCUUAUAAAGUGAUCCACAAGAACAUGCUUUACAGAUGUAUACCGUUCUAUGUAUGGGGAUACAUCUAAAUUUCAGGCAUCUAACUCUGAAAAAAGUGUUGUGUGUGCUUGAUUUGCCGUAUCGUUUGCUGCUCUUUCUGGUAAGCUGCUACUGGGGCAGGUGCAAAGGGCCUGCAGAGGGUUUUUUGUUUUUUUUUAAAGGAAAGGGUUAUGUCCAGUCUUAGUCCUACGCACAGUAGACCCACUGGAAUUGGUGGGCCUGAGUGCUUUAAUUUCUAUGAGUCUACUCUGACUCUUGAGUAGGGCUAACACUCCAAACCUUAUUCGGCCUGAAAACUCUGGGUUGUAUCUCAUGUUAAUGCUACUUAGAGUGGAGUGGACCCAUUGAAAUGAAUGUGCCUUGGUAAGCUAUGCCCAUUAAUUUCAAUGAGUCUACUCUGUUGUUUGAUACAACCCUCUUUGCCUCCAGUUCCUACCCAGGAUAAGUUUCAGCUUAUCAGGAGCCUUGGAGAAAAACUCUCCUGUUUUGCUGUUAUAACUGGAGGUGGGAAGUGAACUUGAUAGGUUCUGCUGAUGAAGUGUGAUGUGAAAGGCAUCCCUGUUACGUAUGCUGAACACAUUCCUGUUCAGCAGCGGCAAUGCCACUGCUGGGAGGCGGGCUGUUUUUCCGGGUGGGCACAAUUCCACUCCACUUCCACAAAAGGAGUUGCGAGCUGAAGCAGCCCUUCCUCAUCCUUCAAAAGCAGUGAAGUUGGCCUGUAUUGAAGUUGUCAUAGUGGUGGGUUUUGAAACAAUUAAAUGAAGGAAGUGAUCUAAGGCGCUUUAAUCCACUUGUCGCUGGGCAAGUGACUACGAGAAAGCUGCUCCUUUCCAGGAAGGCAUAUCUGAUGGCUCCCUUCUGGGCACCCACUCCUUUGCAAGCCAUGUUGUCAUGUAGAGCCACGCCUGUACAUGAACUGGCAACGGCCUGCAAGUUCAUAAAUUGCCCGCUCCUCUCCAGAAGACACUAAUGUGCCUUUCGCCUCUAAUCCUAUGUUUGUUUUGACAUCUUGGAAUAAAACACUUCAAACUAUUAAAUAUUCCUUUCAUAAUACAGCUUUUUAAAUUAUAAGGAUUUUCUUUUGAGGGUGGGGAGGUGAUCAACUUGACCUUCGAUUGUAGUUUCCUGCAGUUUAUAAUUUAGGGGAUUUUCUGCUUCUGUAGUCAGAGAUAACCACUCAGAUAGACAUUGGGCAGGUUCAUGGCGUAACGUCAUAAGAGCUAAAUGUAGGGUUGCCAUACGUCUGGAAUUAUUCAGCCCCCUUAAGCAGUACUCAGACGGAAAUGUCCGGGAAAACAACCUUGAGCAAAGGAUUUUCACAUUUUGAAAUAUGGCAACCCUAGCUAAAUGGAGCUUCCAGGUUUGGAUCGGCCACUGUGAGAACAGGAUGCUGGACAUCUGAAGGCAGCCCUGUUUAGGGAAGCUUUUAAUGUUUGAUGCAUUACUGUAUUUUAAUAUUUUGUUGAAAGCUGUCCAGAGUGGCUGGGGAAGCCCAGCCAGAUGGGUGGGGUAUAAAUAAAAAUAAAUUAUUAUUAUUAUUAUUAUUAUUAUUAUUAUUAUUGAGUCAUUGGCCUGAGCCGGCAGGCUUUUCUUAGGUUCUUAAGAGACCAAUCUGUUCUCUUCUUGUAGGUGGCUGGAAGGUAAUUAGGAGAAGUCUUAUUCAGCAUCUGUUGAGCUAAUAAGCGGUGGGAUAAGUGGGGGACAAUAAAGGGGGGUGUUGUCUGGCUUCCCAACAGCUGCGGCUGUGGGGGUCCGAUGCCUGGGGAGAAGGAAAGCUUUGAGGAUGGGUUCUGUGGGAGUGAAAUAAUACUGCGGGUUGCUUUGAAGUCUGAAGCUGGAGCAGAGAGUCUGGGAAAUUGCCUGUGCCCCUGUAUUCCUUCCAUUCUCAAACCCAAUUCCGACUAGCUGACAUAAGUCUCCAAACUGGAAAAUACAUGGUGACUCUGAGGGAUUAGGAUUAGACUUCAAAAUAGCCCUUCUGUCUCCAGAACUUGACUGAUUUGGAAGACCAAAUCAGUGUCAAGCUGAUCAGAACUGUAUGAAGAGCCAGUUUUGGUGGCAAAUGCAGGGAUGGGGGUAAGGAGAGAGAGAGAGAGAAAGGAGAUAUCUGCAUGCUCAGGGGGGACCCCAAGAUUUGCAGUGAUUAGAGUGUUGGAGUAAGACCUGGGAGACCAGGGUUCAAAUCUCCACCUGGCAAAGAAGCACACUGGGUGUGACCUUGGGGCCAGUCACUGCCUCUCAGCCUAAAUUACAUCACAGGGUUGUUGCAGGGAUUAAAUGAGAGGGAGAACCAUGAAUGCCAUCAAUUGCAAGACAUAUUUUAUAAAGGAAACCCCAAGGGGCAACCUUCCUCCCAAAUAGCCCAGUACAAAGCAGUAAACUUAGCAGCCAAGGGAUGUUGAAUUUCAGUUGUAAAGGAAAAAUUAUGGUGGGGGAAAGAGCAGAAUGGAGUGUACUGGAAGAGGGCAAAACUGGUUUUCUAGAACACUGAGUAGCAGCAGCACCUUGGUGAAGGAUAAAACUGCAUGAUUUUGUUGCAAAUCUCACUUGUCUGCAUUAAAAUAUGGCCAGGUGAUAACGUCCAUUUGGCCAGUGCUUAUAUCAAAAGAAUGUAGAGUAAUUGCCUCCGCAAACCUGACAUUUGGCAGGAUUGCAGCUAUUGGAAAAGGGUCUUCUAUCUUUUAUUUUUUGAAGAGGUGGGAGGAAAGGGGUGAAUUGACAAGAGGCCUUAAAAGAAAAACCCAAUUUUUAUGAAAUUGGAAUGACAUCGUACUGUAUAUGGCAAUGGCUAGUGUAGCACGUGCCUUUGGUUUGGGGAAAAACUUCGGAUGUAAUUCAUCUUUCUGUGUCAUUGCUCCAUUUGCAAUACUUACAGAUGGUGCAACAGAGUAAAAAUUGGGGGUUAAAGUAAUCUGUGGCAGAGAAGAUUGGCAUUUGGCAUGGGGUGGGUGGGGAACAAAAGCACAGUUCCUGCCUCCCCAAGGAUUGAGGAAAGAAGUUACGGCCUGGCUGAACUGAUUUCAAAAUUCAAUUUGAGGCUCUCCCAAUGUGCUGGCUGGGAAUUGUACUCCAAAACAUCCGGAGGGCACCAAGUUGGUAAAGUUCAGCAUGUUUCGUUCAGGAACAUUCCUCGUGCAUUGAUGGGACCCACAAAUGGUGUGUGAGGCCCUAACUCAGUGCCGAGUCAAUUGGAUGGGGUUGCCCGGAAGGCCCAUUUCCUCCAGGCCAAGCGGCUGAAGACAUCUCAAAGAAUAAAACCACUUUCCUUGAGUCUUCCCCUCCUCUUUUGCCUUUCCUGGCUCUGAAGGGAGGGAGGGAGAAGCAGGAGGGGGGUCUGAGACUGCAAGAUAUUUGGCUUUUAUCCCCUGUCCGUUUGUUUUCCUUGUAAGUGAGAGCUUUCAUCUUUUAUUGUUAUGAAGUUAAAGGCUGGCUUGGAGGUGCCGGUCUUUAGUGGAAACAGCUGCCUGCUGCAGUCCCUCAAUGUCCCCUCGGUCAGGUGGGAGGCCCUUCGGAGCAGCGCCUUGCCCUCUUAAAAGGAAAUUGAGCAUGCAGCUCCCCAAAACGGCAAAAGCCAUCGGCUGGUGUGGCUUUUUGCCUCUUUGCUGGUCCCUUUGUACAGUACCGUCCAUAAUCAAACUGGCAACUUGGCCAUUUCACCUCUAGGGACUUCACUUGGAUGAGGCUCAUUUGUUCCAGCAGCGUUUGUGUCUAGGAAAACCCCCAGUGGGAUUGGACACACACGGCUUCGAAAGAUUGACUCAAACUCCCCUUUGCUUUCUUGGCGACAUUAAGGAGAUUACCACAGAACCACAACAACCUCCUGGUUGGAUGAAGAACUGUCCACAGCAACAGUUUCAUAGAUCUUAAUUCCUGUUUGUGCUUUGAAUUUGGUGUGUGUGUCUGUUGAACUGCAGGCCAGAAUUGUCCUAGAUAGAAAUUAUUUGAACUGAGCAGCUGGUUGGGCAGACAGGAGGGGGGAACAUUUGCCGCAUUUUCUUCUCAAUAAAGACUGGCUGUGCCCUCCAUUAUAACCCUUGGCAUGUGACAUCAGUCUUUACGGCCCUCCAGGUUGCAGUGGAAAGCUGGAUAAGACAUUCUUGAAAAUCUACCAAAGUUGCCUGACCCUCACAGCCUCUGCCCCAGAGCUGUGGGGCCAUUCCCAUAAGAAGCUGCCCCUUUAUUGAAUCCAGCACAUCUUCCUCACCCGAUCCAGCCUUCACCAACCCUGUGCCCUUGUAGAUGUUGCUGGGCUACAGCUCUCAUCAGCCCCACCCAACACCGCCCAUGGUCAAGGAUAUUAUUUAGAUGAUAUCUUGCUCUGAAUCUAUUCGUGGAGGAUAAGGUUAUCGAUGGCUACUAGCCAUGAUGUCUGUGUUCUGCAGGCUCUUAUGUUCACUCCUCACUCAUCUGGAGGGCACCAGUUUGAUCUACUUAGAAUGAUCUAGUUGUCUCCUCCCCCAAGCUCUGUGGUUAUCGUAUUCUGGGCAAUCAUCGGACAUUGGUUUUUCCCUAACAGGAUGGAAAAUGGUAACAGAAGCAACUGUUUAAAGGUCGGUGUUCGCGUGAUGCACAGUUCAUCUCCCAUGUAAACCAUUUCUCAUUGAUUAGCUAACUUGUUUAAGUUGGCAGAGGGGGAAAGAGAGAAACCAUCCUUGAGCAGGAAGUCUAAGCCUGGACCGCAGCAUGACUUGCUGAGCUGGACAGUUUGAGCAAACGCCCAUCUCAUCACCCCCCCCGCUCCCCCCAUUUCUGCGUGUUGAAAUAAUUAUUUUCUCUAAACAGCCUGAUUUCCAGCAGUGGUACUCGAGAAAGAAAGGAAAGGCAGUGUGUAGCAAGGGAAGGAGUUUGUGUGAGCCUCGGGUCAAGGAGGCCAAACAGUUUGUGCUUUUGAUGGAUCUGUGCAGAUGGUAAUUUGGGUUUAAUAGCAUAAACACCCUCUCCAUACAUACUCCCCCCAACACCAGCUGUUCCAUGGGGAAGCUGGAGUAGGGUGGGGAGACAUCGGUUGUUGCUAACAGUCAUUCGUGCCUUGAUGCCUGCUUGACUACAAACUCUAGGUGCGCCCUGCCGCCCCCCCGGGCAUCUUUUUAAAAUUAAAUUUAUUUUCUAAUUUUAAAAUUACAAACCCACAAAAAUCAUGCUUCUAGCUGUGUGGUAACACUGGUUGCAGAAUCCAAUCACACCAGUCAAAAUGUUCUGGAAUGUGAGGAAGGCGAUGACUAUGCGCUCCCUCCAUGGUUGGAAGGAGCAAUGCUUCUGCUGGAAACUACAGGAGGGGAGAGUGCUCUGGUGCUCGAAUCCAGCUUGCAGGUUUCCCUUUGAGGCAGCCUUUCUCAACCUGUGGGUCCCCAGAUGUUGUUGAACUACAACUCCCAUCACUCCUAGCUAGCAAGGCCAGAGCUCAGGGAUGAUGGGAGUUGUAGUCCAACAACUUCUGGGGACCCACAGGUUGAGAACCGGUGCUUUGGGGCAUCUGGUGAAAAUGUCAUUCUGGACUGCCUGACCCAGCAGGGCUUUCCUUAAUCAUCUUUAUGGUAGAUAAUAUCCUGUCAUCUCUUCUAUCUUGCCAGGAAUCAGCUUGCAGUAUCUCACAAUCCUGGGGCACGCCAUCUAAAUAUGAUUUCAGAUCUUGUCUGCCCUGUGCCCCGCUGCCAAGAUAAACAAAUGAGUUCCCGUAACAGAUUCAGCUUAACCUAAGCUGUGUAAGAUAUCAUCUAAAUAAAAUCUCAGGAAGAACUUCCUGCAAAAUCCACACACUGUAUUGAUCUGUGGUAUCUUCUUCCAAAUCCAAAUCUAUGGCUUACGUUGACAUAUAGAUGGAGCUUGGGACUCUACUGCAGGAGGGGGUGCCAGUGCUUAGCCUCGGGACAUGACAGUGUUCCAGAGCAUGGGCAGAGUGUGUUUGCUUUACAGCUGCCAUGAACAAUAAACCAGCCAUGUCGGUUUGGGGCCUUGCACGGUCAAUUUCCUUUUAAGAGGGCAAGGCGCUGUUCCUAAGGGCCUCCCACCUGACCGAGGGGACAUUGAGGGACUGCAGCAGGCAGCUGUUUCCACUAAAGACCAGCACCUCCAGGCCAGCCUUUAACUUCAUAACAAUAAAAGAUGAAAGCUCUCACUUACAAGGAAAACAAGCAGACAGGGAAUAAAAGCAGAGCAAAGGGCCCCCCCCCUUUGGUUCCCACCUUCCCAAGCCACGAUGAGCACUAGAGGACGGGGAGACCGCAAAGGAAGCAAUUUUCCUCCGAGACGGCUCCGGGCCACUUGACUUAGGAAUAAACUGGCCUUCCAGGCGACCCCAUCCUGUUGACGCAGGGCUGAGUUAGCGCCCCAUAGACCAUUUUAGGGGCCCAUCAGUAUCUGGAGAACAUUUCUGAAAGCUGUCCGCUGCCUCCAGGUUUAAAUCCAGAGCGAGACGUGCCGCGCUUGCCAGGGACCGUAGCUCAGGGCUGAAGGAGCACAUGGUCUGUGUGUAGAAGGUCCCGUGGCUCAGUCUUGGGUAGAAGGCCUGGGGAACCCUUUGGCAAGCAGAGCAAGAACUGGGCUAGCUUGGCCAAUGGCCCGAUUUGGCAUCGGGCACCCCUAGGAGGCCUGUAGCAAAACGGUAGGCACUCCUUCUUUGCAUGUAAAAGGUCGCGGUUUCAGUCCCUGCCGUCUCUGCUAGUAGAAGCUAAUAAGCCUUUUCCUUCUGUUGCUGUGCUUUUGUGCACUUUUUUUAAAAAAGAAAGAAAGGGAGAGGCAGUGAUGGCCACCAACUUGGAGAAUUGGGCAGAUUCCGUAAGAUUAAGGCUAUUGAUGGUUACUAGACAUAAUGGCUAUGCUCUACCUACACAGCUGGAGGCAUCAGUGGUUCUGCAUACAUACCAGUCACUGGAAACCAUGGGAGGGGAGAGGGCUCUUGCAUUUGGGUCUUGCUUGUGGGUUUCCCACUGGAGCAUCUGAUUGGCCACUGUGAGAACAGGAUGCUGGACCAGAUGGGCUAUUGGCUCCAUCCAGCAGCAUCUUCUUAUGCCCUGCAAUGAAUAGUAUUGUUCCCUUGUGGGCAUGUGGGGAGGCCUGGCAGGCUCCGUUAACUCUUUCCUUCCUCUUGCAGGUGCUGGCUUUGGGUUGGGCGUCGUCUUCUCGGUCAUCUUCUUCAAAAGUAAGUGAUGGGUAGCUCCCAGGUGCAUACCCCGCUUCCGCUCCAGGUGCUUGUCUUCCUGACAUCCAUUCUGAGGGGACCUUGUGCCACCAUCCCUCCCUUUAUGCUUUUGGAUAUUGGCCGGCCAAUGAAGAUGGCAGGGCAGCAGGGACCCAUAGCUUAGCGGCAGAGCACUUUGUUUGCAUGUGAAAGGUCCCAGAUUCAGUCCCCAGCACCUCCCAUUAUAAAGAUCAGGUAGGCAGCUGACAGGGACGUGUGUGGCGCUGUGGGUUAAACCACAGAGCCUAGGACUUGCCGAUCAGAAGGUCAGCGGUUCAAAUCCCCGCGACGGGGUGAGCUCCUGUUGCUCGGUCCCUGCUCCUGCCCACCUAGCAGUUCAAAAGCACGUCAAAGUGCAAGUAGAUAAAUAGGUACCGCUGCGGCGGGAAGGUAAACGGUGUUUCCAUGUGCUGCUCUGCUUCUCCAGAAGCGGCUUAGUCAUGCUGGCCACAUGACGCGGAAGCUGUACACCGACUCCCUCGGCCAAUAAAGCGAGGUGAGCGCCGCAACCCCAGAGUCAGCCAUGACUGGAUGUAAUGGUCAGGGGUACCUUUACCUUUACCUUUAGGCAGCUGAUGACGAAGACACUUCUGUGCCUGAGAUCCUGGAGCUCCACUGCUGACCAGAGUUGGAAAUACUGGGCGAGUUCAACCAUUUCCCCACCCUGGUGGCUCUCCAGUGGUUGCUGGAAGCCCCAACUCCUGUGAGCCCCCCCCAGCCAGCACAGCCACAGUGUUAGGGAUGACCAGUGAUGUGUUAGUAACUCUUAUGUGUAUUUUGCAGCCUAAGUUUCAAAGGCAGGUUUAGUAGCCCCUUCUAAAUAAAGAUCCUCCUCACAACGUACUGCGGUAUUUGCUUUCUCUAAAUAAAAGCUGCCUUGUUGACAUCAGGAUGGGAUUUGAGCACACGGGAAGAGCCCUUUCCAACAGCCAUUUGCAGCUUGAUAAACAUUUUUAAUAUAUAUUUAUGCAAUAACUUCCUUCUGUUUAAAAACAACAAGCACUGUGGAGCCCAUCUGUGUGUUUCCCCCCACCCCCAAGCCCAGCACCGUGACCCAUUUUUAAAACAGGUUUUACUCCACCAUGCAUUUUGUGGGAUAGGGUGGGGUGCAGGUUUUUAGGAUUUGCAAACAGAGAUGAGCCACUUGAAAAGAUCAACCUGGUAGCUGUGGAAAGAGGAUUUCUUUAUAACCAGGGUGAGGAACCUCCCCUUGCUUCGCCACCUUUGGAGGGGGCAAUCUGUCAGGGGUCGGCUGCUGUCAGUGGGGGGGUGGGGCCCAAGCCAGAGGUGAGUGGAGCCACUUCCCUCCUCCUAUUUCCUUACCAGGGGAGGGAGAGUGACUGGAAGUGGGGAGGAAGAGAAGGGUCCUCCUUUCCUUCCACUCUGCAGUUUUAAUCUGAAAUCUUAGGCUCAGCGCUGCACCCAGAGCUCAGAAACUGCUCGCGCUAAUAAAAUUCCCUGUUGCAAAAUGCGCCUAAAACAAUGGGAGUUUCAAACACUGGCUUUGGGGAGUAAAAAAAUUGGGAGGGGGGCAUGUAUGCCACCUUGAUCUCCUUGGAGAAAAAGGUGGGAUAUAAAUACAAUGCAAUCAAUGAAAUAAACGAAUAAUAAUUUUGUUAUGGUGGUCUGCAUGUGCCACCUAGUUACAAUCCCUACAGCAGCCCUGCAAGGUGGGGGUGUGGAACCUUUUAUCAGCCCAAGUGCCCCAUUCCUUCACUGGCAGUCUUCGGGGGGGGGGGGCGGAAACCACAUGUCAAUAGUGGGCAGGACUAGGUGCAAAUGUGGACAGAGCAAUCGAUGGCUUUCAUCUCUUAACUAGUAGGCCAGCCUGAGGCUUCUGCAGCCUCUCUCCCCAAAUGCCUCUCUAUUCAGGCAAGCAAGAGUCCCAUUUCAAGGACAUAUUCUAGCUAGGCAAAAGCACUGAAGAGUGGCAAGUGGGCCAUUGAUGGGGCACAGAACUGGGGAAAAUUCCAGGGGCCACUUAGCAAGGCCUGGAGGGCCAUUUCUGCUAUAAGGCAAAUCCCUUUCAGUAAUAUGCCCCUGUUUCAGAAUUAAGCCCGAGAGUCGCUUGCCUAGGACCCACCAGUGGGCCGAUAACAGUUUUGAUCCGAGAACUUCCCCAUUCAGAGUUCAGUCCAUUAACCUCUCACUGUGCUGCUGUACCAGCUAUCAUUGAUGCCCUUGCAGAAUUUCUUGUUUCGUUGAAGCAUUGCGAAUUAUCUGGACCUUGAUUCGGGCCACAUUUCAUAGUGACAUUCCCAUUGUUCUUCCGUCUCUGUUCUUUCUCUCUUUCCCUCCCUCUCUUUCCUUCCACCUUCUUUUGUUCCAGGGAAGACGUGGCCCAUCACUCUCGGGUCAGGAAUGGGCUUAGGAAUGGCUUAUUCAAACUGCCAGCAUGACUUCCGGUCUCCUUACCUUCUCCACGGGCGGUUUGUCAAGGUGAGUCUGCUUUUGAGAACUCCUCUUCGGUCGCAUCCACAUAAUACAUUAAAAGACAGUAUUCUCUAAGCUACUAGCAUGAGUUUGACCAAACUGCAGGAGGCAGUGGAAGACAGAAGUGCCUGGCAUGCUCUGGUCCAUGGGGUCACAAAGAGUUGGACACAACUAAACAACAACAAAUACCACUUAAACUUCCCCAAAAGAUCCUGGGGACUGUAGUUUGUUAACUGCUAACUACGCUUCCCAGAAUUCUUUUGGGGAACCAUGACAGUUUAGAGUCUCUUAAAUGUGCUUAAAAUGUGACCUUAUAGGUAUUUGCUUGGUCUGGGGUAGGGAGUAAUUCCUAAAAGCAUAGCAGGCACCUUCUGUGCCAACUUUUAAAUGCCUGCUGAAAACCUUUCUAUUCUGCCAGGCCUAUUCGGGCAAACAAGAAUACCCGUUUCCACAGUGGUUAAUUGAUGCCCUGUUUUUAACUUCUUUACGUUUUUAUUGUAUGGUUCUCUGUUUUUAUUGCUUUAAACCACUUUGAUGUUUUUUAUGGCACAGCAGUAUACAAAUCAUAGAAUCAUAUAAAUAUUUUUAUAAUUAAAUAUUAAACUCAGGGGAAAGCGGGUAGCCUUCCAGAUUCCCCCCCCCCCCUUUUAACUUAACAACCAGUGCAGUUGAGAGUAUGAGGUUUGUGGGUCUAGCAGACGGCCGUCUUAAAAAAGGGCCAUGGGACACUGUUGUUUUUGAAAACAAACGGAUGUCUUGCAGCAAAGGUUUUCACAUGCUGGAGUCGAAUGCUCUGCACAUUUGGCAGAAAUGCACACGGCUCUUUGGGGUGGGGCGAUUGUAACCAGUGGAACCAAAUGGUCACAAAAAUUAAGAGAGUAGAAGUCUGUGACAAUUAUACAUAAAGUUUAAAAGAGUGCUAGGUGGUCAACGUGAUCGUUUGCAACAGCAAUAAUUGGGGGAUAAAUUUCACGCCUGUAGUGGGUGAGAAACCCUGGUCUUUAUUUAAGCCCUCAACUAGAACUAUGAAAGUUGUGGAUUGGGGAGUUGCAUCUAGUGCUAGCCCUACUCAGAACAGACCCAUUGAAGUUAAUGGGCAGACCUGAUUUAGGUUCAUUCAUUUCAGUGAGCCUGUUCUAACUUAGUUGGAUACAACCCAGUUUCUGAUUCAGCCAUUUUCCCACGGUGCAGCAGGAAACCCUGGUCUCAGUUGAGCCCCAGCGCGUAAGAUCUAGUUCAGCCACUUUUCUUUGGCAAGGGGGCUCUGAAGUGCUCUCUCUUCUGAUAUAAGUCUGGAAAUGUAACCAGAGUACAGCUAUGGGGCUUGGUUGCAAGAGCUUCCUGGCCUACUCAGCCAAGAGUGGGGUUACACCCCCCCCUUGUUGAUUUACCAAACCCCCUUUCCCUUUGCUUCUCUCUUUCCUCAUCCUCUCAGCCAAACCACCCUUGAGCCAACUUAGCCUUUCUUGCUUGCAGGUUUCCUGCCACCUAAUUCUCCCUUGAAUUUUUUUUGGCAAUUGCUUCCCCCCCCCCUCCCUCCCUCCCUCUUGGAAAUUGGCACGCUUCGUGCUUGCCUGCCUUUUUUUUUUGCUAGAACCCCAAGAUUUACCAACCAGAGCCUGGUGCAAAAGUCUUAUUGUUAGAAUUGAAGAGCAUUUUCAUCUAGCAUCCUUUUCUCUCAGUGACCAGUCAGAUACCUCUGGGAAGCCUGCAGACACGACCCGAAUGCAACAGCAACCCUCCCCACUUGUGUUUCCCAUCAACUGAAAUUCAGAAACCUUGCUGCCUUCGAUUGCACAUUUAUCCAGAGAUCUGCCAGUUGAUUCUAAGCUACAUUCUGCCCACCUCUCAGUCCAGCCCUCAAUUGUCUGGCCUUGCACACCGUCAGUGCUAAUUAGUUUGACGACUUAACUCCCAGCCAGUGUUGGUUGUGGCUUUCUUCCAGAUGGGAGAAGAAGUUGCUAAUUCCAAUUUGAUGACUGGUAUAGGUGGAGUGGGGUGGGGGGAAGAGACCCAUCUAGCAGCCUCACCAUUCCCCCCCCCCCCGAAGAAUUGAGGCCUCCAGACCACUCAGCUGUCCACAUCAAAACUGCGUCAUGCUUCCCGCAAUGUUGCGAAACGGCCGUAUAAAGUUUAUAACAGACUCUAUUCGUGGUUUCUCUUCCUCCCACAAACGCACAAAACCUCUCUUAUGGAGGAGCAAAUCGCAGAACAGCCUUGGGCAUGAAUAAACCCUCUAGUAUGGCAAGUUGUAACUGUGCACUCAACUCUAUGUCGCUUAAUGUUGGGGCUUGGUGUACAUAAUACUUUUGGGGGGGAUUGUUUUAUGUAAAAAAUAGAAUUACAAUUUGUUACUGCAGGCAUAAUCAAUGCAAACAGAGAGCUAAACAAUAGAAAUGCAUUAUCCCCUCCAUCACCCUCCCUCAAACGACCUAAUACGAACUCUCUUGAUCUUCAGAUAUUAUAUUCACUGUUUACAGCGUCUGUUACAUUCCAUAAAACCUAUUGCUUUCUAAAAAAAACUAAUUACUGUCUAUAUGGGAGCAGAAGGAAGGAGUUGAUAAGGAUCCCAGCUCUACAAUUCUGUGUUUCUGUGUCACACACACACAAACAUAUAUUAGCACUUCUUUUUCUUCAAAUUGUGGAGGAGCAGGGAGAAAAAAUGUAUUCUUUUGCUCUUAUCAUAGAAUUGUAGAGUUGGAAGGGACCAUGAGGGUCAUCUAGUCCAACCCCCUGCCCGACGUGAGGGUCGAACCCACAACUCCGAGGUUAAGAGUCUCAUGCUCUACUGAAAUGCCACCAGGCAUUUGGCUCUGUAGGCUUUCGAGUGUGUCUUUGCAAAGGCAGCAGUAGCACAACAGCACCCUUCCUUAAAACUGAGACUUCCUGGACGCAGGGAUCCAUUUCCCCUUAUGUGCUUGGAGACCAGGGAGUCCUCAUGUCAGGGAUCUAAGGAGAGGGGGAUAGCUGUGGUCACAAGAGACCAGGGCCCUGCGGUACUUGACAACUUUCCGCAGGGCCUGCAAGACAGAGCUGUUCCGCCUGGCCUUUGGUUUGGACUCAGUCUGACCCUUAUGUUUCCCUCCCCUUAUGGUUUUGAUCUAUGGGCUACUAUUAAAAUGGGGCUGCAUUUUAAAUUGUAUUUUUAACCUGUAUUUUAAAUUGGUCCGGUCCUCCCCAUAUGAUGUUUUUAUUGUACUUUUAUUGGUGUUAGCCGCCCUGAGCCCGGCUCUGGCCGGGGAGGGCGUGGUAUAAAUAAAAAUUUAUUAUUAAUAUUUAUUAUAGAGCGGGAGUUCCUCUCAUAUAAAGGUAACUCUUGGGUGGCUGUGAGAGAGGAUUGGACAAAUCCAUGGGGAGGAGAGGGCUGACAAUGGCUAUUAGCCACAAUGGCUAUGCGCUGCCUCCACUAUCGGAGGCAGCACGGCUUCCAAACAAAAGUUGCUGGAAACCUGAGAUGGGGAGAGGGCUCUUGUGCUUGGGUUCUGCUUGUGGGUUUCCCACUGAAGUGUCUGGGUAGCCGCUGUGCCAUUGGCCUGGUCCAGCAGGCUUUUAAUGUUCCUCUGUUAAAGUUCUGCAGCAGGAACAGACCUGCAACCCUAAGGCCAAAUGAGUAACCGCAAGCCCUUUUCCCCCCUUCCACCAGGAGCAAUGACGCAGGCCCGACCCACGCCUCUCUUUUGCCAGAGGAUCAGCGGCACCUUGGCAAUUCUUCGGGAAGGUCGAAGCGUCCCGGCCUUGAGGCAACAGCCUUUGGAAGCGUUCGGCCCGUUGCUGUUUUUUCCCGCGACACCUGGAACCGAAUAUCGUUUUUUUUGUAAUCCCUCUUUUGGAAACGAAAACGGGGAAGGUGCUGUUCUGGAAAGUGAAAUAAAAACGAGAGUCCACCCCCUUGCCUCCUGCGCCG